AUGGUGUUGCAGGAGGAAUUCAGUUUCGAAAAUGAGCGCUUCAAGAGAGGUCCGUCAGCUCUAAAACGAGUCAUUUUAUUUUCUUUAUUAAUCGCCCCCAAUCGCCGCGAAAGCUAUCAAAUUUAUCGAUUAAGUUACAUUUUUUUUUUAAGUUUGUUGUGUCGUGUGCCGUCUUUUUUCUACAAUUUCUUCUUUUUUCUCUAAAUAAGACAAAAUUAUUAUUUAUUUGUGCUUUUUUUUAUUGAUGUGCAUAUGAGGAGAAUGUAUUGCAAAUAUUUUCUCUCUUCAAAGUUACUCUUUCACCGUAAAUUGAAUUGACUUGUUUUUAAUUCAAAGAUUAGGCAUAAACGUAAAUGCAACUCAUAACCAAGUUAGACUGCAAUUGUGACUAAAUGACCAAGUUGUGUUCUGAUCAUUUCGAAAAAAAAACAGCACCAACUGUCCAUAAAUCUAUGGAAAUGCUUAUUAAUUGAUACACAUUAAUUGAGCACAAAAGUGUACGAGUGAAUGAAUUCUUUUCUACACUGUUGAGUGUUUACGUUUUUACUACGAAAAAAUAUUUCGUAAAAAAGUUGUUUUAUUUUUUGUUCCACCUUUGAACUGUUUCCAAAACCUUUCAGAAAGUGAAUCUUUUGGCACCAGGAGAUAUGAUCGGACCAAAAAGAAAUAGCUAAAAUUUGUAAAAUAAAAAAAAAGGUUUUGAUCUUCGAAAUUCGAAUUUUUUGUUGUGUAUCCCACCCCACAAAUGGAUAUGAAAUUUUUCUCUCUGCUCAACAAAAUGCUGACUGAGCGUGUGUGUGAGUUUUUAUAAAAUGUGUUGAGAAGUACAAGAAAAGCUAUAACAGAUUAUCUAUUAUUACACAAAAAAUACCAUUGGAAUGUGCAACAUACGAAGAAGAAGUGGCAACAUCGCUCUGUGGAAUUUCAAUAUGGCGGGACAGAGUGGAUAAUAUUCCCAUCUCACUCCACAAUCAUCCGAACCACGUGCCGUAGAGUGAGACAGGAGUUACGCGAAGAAGUUUGUGUUAUACUGUUGAAUUGAAUUUGUGGUGUUGUGAAGAAAAAUCCAAGAAGUAGAAGGUUCAGAAAAGAAAGCAAAAUAAAAAAAAGUUUUAUAUUUCUCCGAUCAUAGAACAGUGUUAUAGUUUAACUUUGUUAUAAUAAAAAAAUACAUAAAACAAAAAAAUACCGUAAACCCCGAAAUAAACUCAGUUGGGGUAAAUAUAAAACAAGAAAAAAAAAUAAAAAACUUAAAAAUAAAAAGUUGAAUAUGCCAAAAAGACAUAGCAAAAAUGGUGAACUUCAAUUGCCCGAUGGUUGGGAAAUUGGACAGGACUACGAUGGAAAAAUCUACUAUAUUGAUCACAAUGCCAAGAAAACAACAUGGAUUGAUCCAAGAGACAGAUAUACAAAACCAUCAAAUUUUGCCGAUUGCAUUGGCGAUGAAUUGCCAUUGGGUUGGGAGGAGGCCUAUGACACCAUCAUUGGCCGAUACUAUAUCAAUCACCUCAAUCAAUCAACACAACUCGAAGAUCCGCGACAAGAAUGGAAAAUUGUCCAAGAGGCCAUGCUUCGUGAAUAUCUCAAUUCAGCACAGGACGUGCUUGAGGCGAAAAAGGAGAUCUUCGAUGUGAAACAGAGGAGACUUAUGUUGGCCCAAGAUGAAUUCAACAAUCUCAAUGCAAUGGCCGCAAGUAGAACUAGUCUUUAUUCAUCGUCGAGUUCGAUUAGCACCAAAUUUGAUCCUGAGCUUCUAAAGGCCGAUCUGGCGUUAUCAAAGGAACGAGUCCGACGACUGAAGCGUGAACUAGCUCAAAUAACAUCGGAGAUAUCCUUCACACAACGCGGAGUAGACACACUCUACAAUGUGGAACAGAAGCUCAGUGCCCGCGAGAACGGAUGCUACAACCUGGCUGAAGUUCAAGCGAUACGGGACGAGAUGAUCAAAAUCCAGAGGAAUCUCGUAUCAGGAGAGCAAGAGAAGAAGGAACUCAAACGUAGUCUGACACAGUUAAAGUAUGACCUAACGAGGCUACAGUACGGCAGUGGAAGUCCUGUGGCGUCAGCUCUCAAUCUGGCUCAGGAUCGUGUAUGUGCAUCAUCACAGACCGAUCUCUGUGCAGAUAUCUUCCCGUUGGGUGCUCGUCUGGCAGAAGUGGCCAAAACACGUCUGCAAUAUGAUGAAUGGAAGAAGAGGAUAAAGUUCUUGCAGCAGCAACUAGCUGACCAUGUUGAGAAGAUUGAACCUGGGCAGCUGGAGUCUGACAAAGACAGAUUGCUAUUGAUACAGGAGAAGGAACAAUUCCUGAAAGAGCUGAGAAGUAUACCGGCCUCAUCGAAAACACCCAAAGAGAUGGCUGAGAUUCAGACGACGUGCCAUCAACUUGAACUAGAACUCAAUCAGGAGUAUGAGUUUAGCAAUCAAUGCAUAGCCAAUAGAUUGCGAGUUCAUGAGGAGAAACAGAUGCUUCUGCAGCAAUUGCAAGAUGCACUGAGGUCGACGAAAUUGCUCGAAGAGAGGCUAAAGAGUCUCUCAUCAGGCAGUACCUUCUCAAUCAGCAGCGGAUCUAGUCUGGGCUCUCUAUCUACUGCUAGCAGUAAGGGAUCCCUGUCAGGUCUCAGUUUCACCGAUAUCUACGGUGAUCCUCUAUCUACGGAACCUCAAGUUGACAUGGUUGAUCUACAGCGAAGGAUUCAGCGAUUAUCUCAUCCUUCAGAAGUUUCCCUAUCACCACGCAGUAGUUUGUCUAUGGAAACACCACCUGCAUCUCCAAUGAAGGACUCUUCUGAGUGUGCCACAAAGGGUGAUGAGCCUACGUAUGAGAACACUAAGAAUCUUGACCUAAGUUCAACAGUUCUGGAUUGUAUGCGGCUCGAGGAACGACUCCAAGAACUGGAGUUUAAGCAAUCUCUAGGUAUAGCACCUCAACUAUCUCCAAUCUACGAGAAACCUUCUCUCCUCGACCUGCCACAGCAACAGAUCGCCAUGUCAAGAUCAUCCUCAGCAUCCAAUACCAGAUCCGUCUCAGCUGCAGUUAGCAAUGAAUCUGUAGCUGGGGAUUCGGGUGUAUUUGAAGCAUCUAGAGCUUUGCUUCCCAACAGAGAGGCAGCCCAGGUGCAAAUCGGUCUUAAAUACUCCAAGGCGGACAGUGUCCUCCACAUCUCAAUUGAGAGAGCGAGGAAUCUCACAGCACUUUGUCCACAACAGCAGUGUCAAAUGUACUUUAAAGCUGCUCUCCUGCCAAAUUCGUCACAAAUGCUACGUACAAAUAAUUUCACAGACUUCCAGAAACCAGUAUUUGGGGACAGUUUCUCAAUAGCUAUUCAUCUGCACAAAGUCUUUACCAAGACACUUCAGGUCAACGCAAUUGCAAUACUUACUGGUCAACGGGAGGAGUGCAUUGGAUGUGCUCAAGUUAGUCUAGCUGAAUUUAAUGCUGAUGAUACAACGCUCAAGUGGUACAACAUCCUUAAUUUCCGCUAUUUGAACAACCUGGAGACCUUUGAGGUUGCUGGAGCUUGUAAGGAAGAAUCUUCCGAUGAGUCCACAAUAAUCUCCUCUCAGACAUCAACACUGACCCGAAAUCAGGGUCAGGAAGAUGUCCAUAGUGCCGCACUGGCAAUGGAAUUGAAUCAAAGACUGAAUAUCAACAGUGACGACGAGGAACAAUCUGCUGAAGCUAGCGGCGGAAAGGACGACGACGACGAAGAGUCGAGUACUGAAGAUGAGGAACAGAACGAAUCAACAGAGCAAAUGUUAGCUGACUAUAUGAACGAAGUGCAAAAUUAUACACCUGAGAUGGCAGACAAGGAGACCAAUACCGAAUGUGCCUUCCUGCCAGAGAAGGCUAGGAGACGCCUUCAGGAAACUGCAGCAAUGUCCAAAGAAACCAUAGAUGAUCGUCUAGUUAAGCGAUCGCAAACCUUUUCACCAAGCGCUGUGGUUAAUAAAAACCGCAUCUGCCGCCUGAACCGAAGUGAUUCAGACUCAGCCAUGCAUUUUGGGGCUGCAACCCUACUGCAUCCCUUCCAGAGGAAUUCAAUUGAACGACGAUCACUUCGUUUCCACAACAGACUGCCAAAAGCCGUGUCAAAAAUUCAUCCAUCAUCAAUUCCACGCACAAGUCUGGAUUUGGAACUUGAUCUUCAGGCACAGCACACAAAGCUUGAGACACUCAAUGAUGAAAUCUCCAAAUUGCGAGAUUUGAAGCAGCGUCUUGAGCAAGCACGUGAUGCCAAUGAUGCAAAAGUAGCUGCCUGGGCACUUGAGAAUGAAGAUUUCCAGAAGCUGGUUGAAAGUGGUGAUCCAAAUACGCCAGAUGACAAGAAAUUGCAGAAAUUGAUGCACAAAAAGUCCAAGGAGAUCUACAAGCUCAGAAAGACACGUUUGGGCAAGGGACAACCUGACAUUGUGUCCUUCAAGGAGAAAAUGGCCUUUUUCACGAGAAUGGGAAUGUCAGUUCCUGAACUUCCAACGGAAAAUACAUCAAAUGAGGAUCUGACACUGCCAGAAAAUAUCCAUGGGCCCCUCAAUCCAUCUCGUCGGAAGAAAAUUCCACCGCCACCGAGCUAUCCUCAUGCAGAAGCUAUGCCUCAACUUUUGCAUACUUCUGCAGAGGUUCACCCAAUUCCUACACCAAGGACAAUCAGCGAGAGUAUCGCCGAAGAAACUGAACCUGCAGAUUAUGUCGUGGACAGAAAUUUCGGUGUAGAAGUGUAAACUAUCACCCAAGAUUUCUGGUGAAUUUUUUAUUUGCUCGAGAGCCUCAAAGUGCAAUAAUUAAGAUUAGAAAGAAAGAAAAAAGUAUACUUUAGGGGAAAUGCUUCUAAUUUUGUCCAGUUUCUUAUUUUGGACACUUUGAGGAUAACAUUGGACACUAAAAAUAAAUUGAUUAAAAUGAUGGAUUUUUAUUCCAAUAUUUGAUGAAUAAUGAAUUCUAUCUAAAUAUUUGUUCUUUUUGGAAUAUUUUAACACUAAAUACGUUAAAAUUUGAAUAUGAUUUGAGUUGAAAUUGCUUUGUUGAAAAUUCAGUGUGAGCAAUUGCUUACGAGAAAUAUGACAGAACUUCGUGGCUUACUUCAGUCUUAUUUAGUUUUGGUGAAGUACUAACAAAGUUUGUUCGCUGUUUUUGAGUGAUAUUAUUGAAUAUUCAUUGAGUAUUGUGUUGAUUCACGUUACUGAUGAUUUGUACAUUUGACCUGAAGUGAGAUUUGCCUUGUGAAUUAUAUUUUUCGUGUGAAAAAUGGGAAAUUUUUUAAGACAUUCACCAGUGAGGUGAUGAUUCUUAUUUUGGACAGGUGUUUUUCUCACGAAAUUUCGUGAAGUUUUAGCUUUUGUGAUGACUAGGUUGGACAAAUGCCUGGAGAAAUGAAGGAGCAUCAUCUCUACGAAAGAGAUGCAGUGAGAAAUGCCUUGAAAGGCUCCCGGAAAGGGCAGGUAAUGAGCGAAUCCGCACGUACUUGGACUACCGAAGUCAACUCACUUUAAUGAAUGAUAUGGAAAGUUUCUGGGCUUCUUGUGACAUUCUACGUUUCCCUUACAUGACCAGGAAGAGGACUUGGUAAGAUUGGUUCAUAAAAUGAAGAACAAUGGGCAUCCUGUUGAGGCGGAUUAUCUGUCCAAAUUUACAGACAAGUUGUAAAAAUUAAUAACCAAGUUGUCCAAAAUAAGAGUCAAAUUCACCUCUACAUAUCAAUUCAUUUUUAAACGUAUUAAAACUAAUUUUAGUAAAAAUGAGAUGAUAAAUAGCUUGCCAAGUUUCUAAACAAUCCUUCUGAAAAGAGAGUAACAAGAAAAGUCAAUUAGUAUUGAAAAUAUGGCACUUCAAACUUAGGAUAUCGAUGCUUAUAUGCAGACUGUCCAAAAUUAUAAGCACUUCCCCUAAGUGUCUCUCAUGAUAGAAAAAAAUUAUCACACUAUUUUUCACAGUAUCCAGAACAUUAUUUUAUUGCUUCCUUGACUCUGUGAUUUUAAGUAGCAUGAACAUUUCUCUUUAUUUACUUUAAAACAAAAGUCUAUAUUAACAUUUUACAACGUUAUGGCUCCGGCACACCUUUUAGAUCAGAAAAAUUUCAUGAAAUCAAAAUUCAGAGCCCUUUCUCACAUGUUUUGAAUAUGUCUAUCUCAUUCUUUCGAAUACCAAAUUCGAUUGAGCAAAAUUGAACUUGGAGUGAUGUUUAAGAGAAGAAGAAGAGUGCGAGAGAAUGAGAUAGACAUAUGCAAAACAUGUGAGAAAGAAAGGGAUCCGAAUUUUGACUUCAUGAAAUUUUCCUGAUCUAAAAGGUGUGCCGGAGGCAUUAGGACGAAAUUGAAAGGAAAAAAAUCUAAAAUAAGUGUCUGUAAAAUCUGUGUCUUAUUAAUAAUUUUGUGUAAAAUCACUGCCUUAAACAGCUUGUAAUCAUUUGGAAAAAUUAUCUGCAAUCUCCUCAAAAAUAAAUGUUUUAAAUGUGCGUCUAAAGUUUAAAUUUAGAAAAACCAAUAACGUGCCUUCUAAAUUUGGAUACUAGAGAGUGAGAUUUUUGAUGUUCUUAUCAAAUUCCAAAAUGCUUUGUAUUUCGUACAAAAACACAAUUAAAAAAAAACCAUUUAGUGUAUCUUUAUUUCGGACAAAAUUUGCGCCAUUUGAGAAGAGAGAUAACUUUGUUGUUUUGGCCACCCCACCGAGAAUUAACUAUUCUUUUCUCUAUGUUACAUUAAAAAGUUUUUAGUUUCAAGCGACAACUGGUGGGAUUAACUUGUUAGCAAUUUGUAGAGAGAAAAUAUAUCAAAUAAGAAAAAAAUGUUAUGUUUGUCAAUGAACUAGCUAAUUAAAAAAGAUUUAUUGAAUAUUUAAGAAUGAAAAUAUCUACAAAAAAAUGCAAGUAAAGAAAGUGCCUAAUUUGUUGCAAAACUAACUGCUAAAGUUAAUGAAUAAAAUUUAUUUAGAUAGAAAUUUAUCUUGAAGAUUUAAAAGAAAAUCAAAUAAAUGUGUCAUAGUCUCAAUAUAAAAAAAAAUGAAUUAACUACUUGAAGAAAUGAAAUCUAUUUUUAAAAAAUAAAUCAUAAAAUUAAGCAUUACUGUAGCGUUAAAAGUAUGAGAAAAGAAAUAAUUUAACACACAAAGAAAUAUUUAGAAUAAAAUAUUAAAUUAACAAAAUACAAAAAAUAUCAUGUUCUUUUUUUUCUAAUUUAUAAUGUUGAUUUUAGUGAAUUUUUUAGAUAGACUUUUUUUGAAGAUGUAUUUUACGUGAAUAUUUGCAAAUGGAUAGAUGAAUGCACACAUAAACGAACAUUUUUUUGCUGUAAAUAGUUCUUUUUUUUCUAAGUAAGAAUUUAUUAAAUAUAUUCAUGAGAAUAAUCGAAAAAA
Phlebotomus papatasi is the source of this 7346-nucleotide messenger RNA. It is a transcript of the gene kibra, whose product is annotated as protein kibra. Gene Ontology annotation, biological process: negative regulation of organ growth; regulation of hippo signaling; regulation of DNA-templated transcription. Lineage: Eukaryota; Metazoa; Arthropoda; Insecta; Diptera; Psychodidae. Gene Ontology annotation, molecular function: molecular adaptor activity; kinase binding. Gene Ontology annotation, cellular component: cytoplasm. The transcript has 10 exons. The record is from RefSeq and is a predicted model, not a curated record. Bases 1271 to 4720 code for a protein of 1149 amino acids.